This is a messenger RNA of Oikopleura dioica, 1707 nucleotides long. NCBI's taxonomy places the organism in Eukaryota, Metazoa, Chordata, Appendicularia, Copelata, Oikopleuridae. The record is from the annotation of a GenBank genome assembly.
AUGAGUUUUGAGCGAAAGGCUAUUUCAUUGCCGGCGAGGCCAGAGGAUUUGAUGCCAGUUUAUGAAAGUGCAUCAUCAAUCGAGAGUGAAGGGUCUGACGAUGUUUUUGAGUCCUUUGGGGAAGGACAUGAGGAAGAGUUCUUCAGAGUUCUAGAGCAACGAAAAUCUGAUGACAUAGGAGAAUGUUUCAAAGAGGAAGCUAAACCAGUGGCUAAGAAACAACUUGAUGUAACAAUUUUUUCUUCGACGAGCACUUACUAUUCUACUGUGUCGAAUGAUUCAGCUCUGAAAACGGCUGAUCUCCUGGCUCUUUCAAGCGAUCAAGAGCAUUUUGAGUUUCAACGAGUUUCAACUAGCACCAACGCUUCUGAACCUGUUCGGCUACGAACUCUGUCUAAGAGCGCCUUGGAUCCAAAGAAACCGCCUGCGAAGCCCGAGAAGAAGGAACUCUUCAUUUCGCUCGAGGAACUCGAAAAACUCACGCUGGAGGACAACGAUGCUGAGGGUGAAUUUGAGCAGGGUGCGGAGAUAUUCAAGCUGAAGACUUGGAAUCAUGCAUCGCUGUGGAAGUGGGACGUAGAUUGUGACAUUUGUGCCAUUUGCAGAGUCGUGGUUACGGAACCCUGUCUCAAGAAUUCGAGCAAAGACGCGAAUAUUCUCGAAAACGUCAACAAGAUUCUUCUGCACUUGGCUCCUCUACGAAUUCCAGAGUUGAAAAAUGAAUCGAAAAAUCACGUAGAAAGCCUACUCUACCUCAGAGAACUCAACGAAAAUGUCGCGAAAGAACAAGACCCGGAGAUGAAAGAAUUGCUUCGGGAAGAAAUCAAAGAAUCGGAAGAGCAAAUAAGUGAGAUUGAAGAAGAAGUUUUCGACAUUUUGGCCGAAUAUGAAACUGAAGAAGCCGAAAAGGCGAAUUUUGUCGUUGAAGCUGGAGCAGGAGGGGAUGAAGCUGGAAUCUUCGCUAGGAAGAAUAAAAUGAGAUUCGAAAUCGCAGCUAUGCUUCGUGCACAAACAAAGAAGCGCACGCAUGAAAUGUGCGUGGCAAUCACGAAAACGCUUUUUGCACAAAAUUGCGUCGUGCGAAAUUUCGAAUCGCACGGAAUUAGGACUCUCGCGCGAGCUACGAGGAGACAGAACUUUUCAAGCAAUGAAAAAUAUCACCAACAAAAAGUUGAGCGGCCGCUAAUUCCGGAUGAUAUUAAUAUCCAAGAGGUUAUGGAAGAAGAUCGGGCGAAUAAUAGAGGCUACAGCUUCGAGGGACAUAAAAAUUAUUUGGCAGCUGGCGACGCGAUCUACACAGAAGGCAAUUUCGUCACUUGGGAUCUCCAUGCUCCUUCUAGUAUCAAAAUGGAAAUAGAAAAAAUCCUGGGCGAGCAUAAUGACGUUAUCAAAUUUGCAAUUUUAGACUACAAUAAAGCGAAUCCGGGUAAAAAGCCCUGCGAAGGGUGGGAAAAGAUAGAUUACGAAGAAGAAAUGGCAAAUAAAACCGGGAUGAUCCACCCGCAUCGCGUUCAACCUUACAGACAGUAUACGCCCAAUGAAUUUUCGGACCAAGAAGGAAUGCCGCAUAUUAUGAGCGUAAACAAACAAUAUGGCGGAAAUAAAUAUAAUCCAAACGGUUUUCACGCACUAAAACGAUGGGGAGCCGCAAACCGCCCUGGAAACAGAUCUUUUUACACUGAAGAAAAUCUCAAAGAAUUGCUUUGA